GAAACAAGAUAACAUCACAACCAAAACAACAAAAGAAAACUGUAGAAUAUUUGACUUGUAACAAUGGCGGCAAUGCAUUUCACAAGAACUGCAAUCUUCAACAUCUCUAAAGCAAACAUUCCUCGUUUCACUUCUCUCUCUUUCCCUCAAAAAGCUUCUAGGGUUUGCUUCACUUCUGCCUCCAAACAUUCCCAGGGAAAACAUGCAAGUGAAGAGACCAACAAUGGAUACAACCGAGACGAAUCAGUCAACUACUCAACUGGGAAGUCCUCGGAGAAUGCGAGGAGCAAAAUGGAAGAAGGAAAAGACAGAAUGAAAGAAGGUGCUGGAGAGAUGAAGGAUAUACACAUGGAUAAUAUGAAGGGAAAAGCCAAUGAGGCGAAAGACAAAGCGAACGACAUGGCGGGAAGAGCAGCCGAUCGGGCCGGUGAGGUGAAAGACAAAGCGAACGACAUGUCGGGAAGAGCCGCCGACAGAGCCGGUGAGGUUAAAGACAAAGCGAAUGAUAUGGCGGGAAGAGCUGCCGAUAGAGCCGGUGAAAUGAAAGACAAAGCGAAAGAGAAGAGCCGUGACAUGAAGGAAAGUGCUAAAGAGACUGCGAGCGUGGCGGCCGAUAAAGCCGAAGAAGGGAGGAGCAAAGCGGGGGAGAUGGCGAAGGCGGCUAAGGAUAAAACUCUAGAUGCGGCUGGGACGGUGGCCGAGAAGACGAAGCAGACAGUGGCUGGUGCGUGGGACGCGGCCAAAGAGACGACACAGAAGAUUAAGGAGACUGUUGUUGGGACGUCUUCAUCGGAUGACGAAGAUUCUUGGGGCGAUGAUCAGACCAGAAAACCGAAGAAGGUGAUAGAUGCAGAUGUGAAAAAUUUGAGGAGGAAAGUUGGGAAUCUUGAUCAUGAAAAAAAGGAUUACUAGUUUCUUUGUUAAUGUCUUCUUUAAAUAUUUUGGGUUGUUUUUAACAUCUUGCACGCUUUUUAUGUUGGUAUGUUUCGCCUUUUGGUUUGCCGUUGGCGGCUAUACGUGUUUUAACAGUUUAAGGUUCACAUAAUGCAAGAUGAUUUGAUUA
Molecule: messenger RNA, 1063 nt
Organism: Helianthus annuus (common sunflower)
Lineage: Eukaryota; Viridiplantae; Streptophyta; Magnoliopsida; Asterales; Asteraceae
Product: late embryogenesis abundant protein 14
Exons: 2
Coding region: 64-912 (282 amino acids)
Source: RefSeq, a predicted model, not a curated record